Molecule: messenger RNA, 1761 nt
Organism: Patella vulgata (common limpet)
Lineage: Eukaryota; Metazoa; Mollusca; Gastropoda; Patellidae
Product: DNA polymerase delta subunit 2
Exons: 10
Coding region: 140-1579 (479 amino acids)
Biological process (GO): DNA replication; DNA strand elongation involved in DNA replication
Cellular component (GO): delta DNA polymerase complex
Molecular function (GO): DNA binding
Source: RefSeq, a predicted model, not a curated record
UGUUCCGAUUGCAUUGUUCUCCCAGCGAGCACCAUGACACACUUUUAUGAUCUUUACACGGAAAAGAGUUCCAAUGGCGGGAAAGAAAUAGAAAGAAAACAUAAACUGGCCAGAAAUAGAUGCAUUUUAUUAAUUGUUGAUGUUGAUUGUUAAUAUGAUAUAUUCAGACAAGCCAGAUCCCGAUGGCGUUGGUGAUUUUAUUACUGACCAGUCAGAAGAGGCUGACAAUCAUGUUUUCUGUCGGCCGUCAAGUGAUUAUCAAGAACACAACGAUCGCUUCAAAUUAAAAGGCCGAUCGUUUAGUCGACAGUAUGCGCAUUUAUAUUCAGAAAGACUGAUGAGUAUGAGACCGAAAUUAUCUAAGGCUGCACAAGAUAAAUGGGGUUUAGAUGUUCCAAUUAGAAAAUUACAUGAACUAGUACAAGGUGAAAAAUGUAUUGUUAUUGGUACACUGUUUAAACAUAUGGAACUUAAACCAAGUAUACUCAAGGAGGUCAGCGAAGAGCAUAAUUUGAUGCCUCAACCAAUUCUAUCAAAAUACACUGAAGAAAAUGACAUACUCAUUUUAGAAGAUGAACUUCAAAGAAUAUUUCUAAUUGGAGAUAUAAAAACAUCAACAUCUGUUACAGGACCUGUUAUAGCAGUAUUUGGUAGAGAACCAGUAAAUGAUGCAGGAAAGUUUUAUGUUGAGGAAUAUUGUUUUCAAUAUUUACCAAAUCAAUUACCUAGACCAAUUAUAGAAAAUGAUAGGUAUGUAGUAUUUAUAUCAGGUAUUGAAAUAGGUGGUAAACAGGAGAAAUUAUUUCAACUACAGUUAUUUAUAGAUUUAGUGACGGGUCAACUAGGUGAUGAAGGUCAGCAGAAAGCUACAUCACAGGUAGUUAGAGUUAUUGUAGCUGGUAACUCACUUAGUCAAUCAACUCAAGAUAAAGAAAGUUUAAAUAAGGCAAAAUAUCUGACAAAGAAAACUAAAGCAGGAAGUGUUGAAGCUAUGAAAAGUUUAGAUGAUGUACUAGUACAAUUAGCUUCCUGUGUAGACGUUGAUAUCAUGGCUGGAGAAUUUGAUCCAUCUAAUCAUACCCUACCACAACAACAGUUACAUCGAUGUAUGUUUCCACAAGCCAAUUCCUAUCAAACACUACACAAUGUAACUAAUCCUUAUGAUUUCUCUGUCAAUGGUGUAAGGAUAUUAGGCAGUUCCGGUCAACCUAUAGAUGAUAUAUACAGAUACAGUGAUAUAGAUAAUAGACUGGAUAUGUUAGAGAAAACAUUAGAAUGGGGACAUAUAGCACCCACUGCUCCAGAUACUUUAGGUUGUUAUCCAUUUUAUGAAGAAGAUCCAUUUAUUUUAAGUGAAUGUCCACAUGUUUACUUUGCUGCUAAUCAGAAAGAUUUUGAAUCAAGAAUACACAAAGGUGCUGAUGGUCAAGAAGUAUUAUUAUUGACAGUACCCAAGUUUUGCGAUACAAGUACAUGUGUAUUAGUCAAUUUACGUAACUUGGAAUGUCAACCUAUCACUUUUGAUGGCAUUUUGUCAACUGAUAUGUCGGCUGAUCCAAGUCCUGAAGUCGACAAAUGAAAUUAAAAAAUUAUAAAAUCGAUAUGGGAAAAAAGUGAUAGAAGGAAAAAAGAAACGCUGUGAAUGAAGGGUUAUACUAACAAAGUGAAGAGCAUGGCCAUAUGAUGGGCAGCCGGUGUAUACACAUUGAAUAGUGAAUAGUUAUAGUGCUACAAGUGAAAUAAACCCAGCUUCGGAAAUAA